AUGUCGGACAUUCGAGAAAUAAAGAAAAGAAACGAGGACCCGACUGACCGUGAGCAAAGGCAAAUGCUCCGAUCUGCACAAUAUGAUGAGGCGAAGAAGUUUUUUAAAUGUCUCAGAAAAACGGGGGCAAUGUCAUAUUGCGAUUAUGUUGGGAGCCUUUCAGAGACACAAGUACACAUCGCAGAACAUACAAAAGACUUCCUGUUCUCGUGUAUUUUAUGCGGCAAAGAGCUUUAUGAUGCUACGCAAAUCUACACACACAGAAAUGGCAAAACAGUUUGCGGACCUCGAAAAGAAGACUUAAUUGUAAACAUCCCUCCAAAAGAAGACACAGUCGAUUUGUGGCGAGCAAGAAAUGUAUUUAUUGAUACAGCAACGAGAGAGGAAUAUGAUGAGUUCAAAAGGGGUCUUGCCAGAAAAGCUGAAAUGCAACCAGGGAAUAAUGGAGUCCCAGGGACGCCAGGUUACGGUGACGAAGAGGAUAAUAAUAGCAGAUCUAAUGUACACAGUCGACAAUCCUCUCGUAGCCAUUCUCGUUCCGUUUCCCGUGAUAGGUCAAGACGAUCACCGCCGAAAAUUAUCAACAGGGAUCAUCUGAUUUCAUCUGCUUCACAACCGACUCCAAGUGUUCCACCAGCAGCACCAAACGUUCCACAAUCAUCGGGGAUACCUGGAUUCCAGCAUCAGCCGCCACAUCAACAACCGAUGUCUCAAGCUGACCCAAGAGGGUUUUAUGAACAACAACGACAGAGCACGUCUGCAGGCGCACAUGGACAAGCAGGGUAUCAACAACCGCCACCGCCCGGAGUAUCUCAUCAAUAUCAUCAGCCACCGCUAGGAUUUGCUCAGCCACCGCCCGGAUUUGCCCAGCAACCGCCAGGAUUUUACAAUCAACCACCACCACAACAGUAUCAUCCAAGUGUUCAGGGACCGCCGGGAUUUUACCAGGAGCAGCUUCCACGGAAUGGAUAUCCAAUGGAGCAUCCUCCCAUGUUCGCAAAUGGAGGGGCUGAUUUUGAUCCGAAUAUCCUUCCUCCACCACCACAACAGCAUCACCGACCGCACACUCCUUCAAAAUCUCAAAACUGGAACAACAAUUUCCAAAAUGAUAAUCGAGGAGCUCAAAGUUCGUAUCAACGCCAUCGGAACAGCGGUUCCUCCACCGGACCACAAGAUAAUCAUCAAAACUCAGGCUGGAAUUCCUCAAGCUCUCAAAGGAACGGGUCCUAUUCCAAUCCAAGAGAUCGAGGACAACGUCAUGAAAAUUAUGGAAGGAAUGGCCCAGAUUCUCGAAAUAAUGCAAAUCGUCAACAACCACAAGAAACAUUGUAUAGAAGAUCGCCAGUACCAUCGCCCCAGCGUCAAUCCUCAGCUCCAACUGACAAUCAUCCGUAUGGUCAACCUCCAUCACAAAACCCGGUUGCCCCACCAACAUCCGAAUGGCAGAGAUAUCCACCGCCACCAUUGCCGCCUCCAGAGAGUCCAGCUCCGCAAUCGACACCACAGCAAUCACAGCCAAGUUCUUGGAUGCCGAAGCCGAUCGACAAAAAUCUUCUACAACAAUGUGCUACAAUCCUACAAAAGCCUGCUGCUCCUACUCUUGUUCCUGGACCUGGACCUGCACCAGUUCCAGAAGUCAAUGAUGCGAGACCGACUCGACGAGAGACAAAAGUUCCUUCUCUUAUAAUACCCGACUCUGGAGUCAGUGGUCAACAGAUAUACUCUGGUGGAGUGACAACACGUUCAAUGUCAAGAGCACAGUCGAGAAACCCAUCAAGAGCAACGUCUAGAGCUGCAUCGAGAGCAACUUCUCGAAAUGCAUCACCAGUUCGCGGUACGGCAGGACCAACUUCUUCGAACGUUCCCACUGGAGAUUCGACUUCAUCCCGACGUGGCAGGUCAUCCAAUCGGAAGGAACAAGAUCAGGGAAGAGGAACAAUAUCUCUCGCCAUUCAGACUCCUCAAGAGAUGAGGAGACAGAGCCGAAGCGCUGUUCGGUAUCGAACAAGAAGUCGAUCGAAGAGUAUGGAAACUCCGUCGAGGGCUGAGAUUGAUUUAGUUCAACAGAGACGGAAUGAGUUCCAACAGGCAGGAACAGCCACAGUCAAAGUUCCACCAGGACGGAACCGCGUAUGUAUGCUGAUUGAUACACCUCCUCCUCCAAAAACUAUGACCGAACGUGAAAGGCGAAGAAUGGAAAAUUUGGAGAAACUCAGAGCCCAGGAGGAAGCGGAAGCCAACCAGCGGAACACAUCAAAUAUGGAGCCUCCGGUGGAGACAACGCAUUCCGCCACUCUAAGAGGAUUGCACAAUCUACCAGAACGUAACCAGCCAUCAACAUCAUCUGCGGCGAACAGAGGAGGAGGGUCGCCACGACCAGUUCCGCCUCCAGGCGGACAACGUGGUGCAGAUAGAAGACUUAGAAAUUCAAAUUCACCUCCUCCUUUUCUUGGAAAUAAAAGACGUGGUAACAAUGAUGAUGACGACGAAGAUUUUACGGAUAGAAGAUUGUACGCCAAGAACCAGAAGCCUCGCCGUAAUGAUGAUGAAGAUCAGCAUAACAGAAAGGACAAAAGGCAUAGAGCUUACCGAGAUUACCGAAAUUAA
Caenorhabditis remanei is the source of this 2607-nucleotide messenger RNA. RefSeq lists its product as uncharacterized. The coding region runs from base 1 to 2607 and encodes 868 amino acids. Lineage: Eukaryota; Metazoa; Nematoda; Chromadorea; Rhabditida; Rhabditidae. The record is from RefSeq and is a predicted model, not a curated record. The transcript has 7 exons.